CCGUCGCCGCCUCUGACCGCCGCCCCUUUCUUCUCUACCGCUGGAACCACGCUCUUGUUCCCUGAAGCCACUAGCAAGUCACGCUCUAUUCCAGACAACCGUCCUGCGAGCUCGCCGACACCACAACCUUCGCACACGCCGCCGUCUGCCUUCGUCUUUCUCCGCUGGUGCCAACAUGGAGGGUUUAGGCAGCCAUGCUAUGAUGGACUCAACGGAGUUGAAGGUUAGUGAGUUAUUGAAAGAGGUCCACCUUUAUCAUUCCUCUCACUUCUCCAGCAUCGUUGAUAAAACCGUCUCCGCCAUAAAGUCAUGCAUCGACGAAAUCCCCGUUGACUUCAAGGUAACUGCGGAUGUAGCACCGAAAUUCGUGAGGGACAUUGGUGCGGAUAAGGUUGACUUCAAGUUUAAGAAGCCAUCACUCAUCGAAAUCGGAGGCAGUUAUUCUAUUCAGAGUCUCGCUAGACCUGAGCUCAAUGUUGAUCUUAUUAUCAGGUUACCCAAGGGGUGUUUCCACGAGAAAGAUUACUUAAAUUAUAGGUACCAUGCCAAAAGGUGCCUUUAUCUCUGCUUGAUCAAGAAGUACUUGGAGGCUUCUCCAUCUAUUGGUAAGGUUGAAUGGUCUACCUUUCAGAAUGAAGCCCGAAAGCCUCUGCUGCUUGUUUAUCCAGCUGCAAAGGUUGCUGAAGUUCCUGGUCUUUUUGUAAGAAUCAUUCCGUCAGCUACGUCUCUAUUUACCUUAUCAAAGCUGAACAUGAAGCGUAAUAACAUUCAUAAUUUGAAUCAUGGGACCACACUUCAAGCUACGCCAAAGUACAAUUCUAGCAUUCUGGAAGACAUGUUUCUAGAGGAUACAGAAUUUGUCAACAAAACAUUUCUUGGUUGGAAGGAAAUAAGAGAGGCUUUGAUCCUGCUUAAGGUUUGGGCUCGACAGAGAAGUUCAAUAUAUGUUCAUGAUUGCCUGAAUGGAUUUUUGAUUUCUGUCAUACUGGCAUAUCUUGCUUCUAGGCAACAAAUCAGCAAUUCAAUGAAGGCAAUCGAAAUAGUUCGGGUUACUUUGAACUUCAUUGCAGCUUCGGAGUCGUGGAGCCGAGGGCUAUACUUUCCAAAGACAGGCCUGAGUAGUAUUACAAAAGAGGAAAAGAUUCAGCUUAAAGAGUCAUUUCCUGUUAUCAUAUGCCAUCCAUCUGGAGGAUUCAAUUUGGCUUUCCGAAUGUCUAGAAAUGGUUUAAAUCAGCUUCAAGAUGAGGCUGCUUUGACACUUAAGUGCAUGGAAAAGUGUAGAGAUGGCGGAUUUGAGGAAGUUUUUAUGACCAAGAUAGACUAUGCGGUUAAAUACGACUAUUGCAUAAGAUUAAAUUUGAAGGGAAAGAAGGAGGUAUAUGUAUCAGGAUUUUGUUUGGAUGAUGAGUGCUGGAGAUUGUAUGAGGAGAAAGUACAUGGUAUUUUAGCCAAAGCGUUGAAUGACAGAGCAAAGUCGAUCCAAGUUACAUGGAGAAACACACAAUGCCAAUGGAGUGUGAAUGAUGGAUUGUCUGUACUUGAUAAAGAACCAUUGUUCAUAGGAAUUUCAGUGAGUACUUUGGAGAAAGCAUUUAGGAUAGUUGAUAUUGGCCCAAAUGCUGAAAGUAAAGAUGAGGCUCUGGAGUUCCGGAAGUUUUGGGGAGAGAAAGCAGAGCUUAGAAGGUUUAAAGAUGGUAGAAUUGCUGAAAGCACAGUAUGGGAAAGUGACCAAUGGUCAAGGCAUCUUGUUUUGAAAAGAAUAGUUGAGCAUGUGAUUGGUCGGCAUCUUUCUCUAUCCAUGGAAAAUAUUAUAGGUGCUGUUGAUCAACUGGAUUUCUCUUUGGUUCAUGGUGCUGGAGAUCCUGUAUCAUACUCUGGAAAUUUGCUUGGGGCAUUUGAUCUUUUAUCAAAGCGCUUGCGUCUUAUUGAAGACCUCCCUUUGAAGGUGUCAAGUGUACAACCUUUAGACUCUGCUUUCAGGCUUACAUCAGUCUUCCCUCCUGAACCUCAUCUUCUAGCUAAUGAAAAAUUUGAAUCUCUGAGACUUAAUAAGUAUGUUCCAUCGUGCAUUCAACCUCUGGAAGUCAUGAUUCAGCUGGAGGGUUCUGGAAACUGGCCAAUGGAUGAAAUUGCUAUUGAAAAGACAAAAUCUAGUUUUCUUAUUCAAAUCGGAGAGAGUCUUCAGAAGACAUGGGGGGUGACAUGUACUGCCACUGAGAAUGAUGUAGAUGUUUUGAUGGCUGGAUAUGCCUUUCGUCUUAAAAUUUUGCACGAAAGGGGACUUACUCUGUUAAACAAGGAAGCAGGAAAUGAUCAAGCAAAGCGUGUUCAUUCUACUGACAAGAAACUUUUUAUUCAUAGUCAGCAUGCAAGCAUGAUCAAUGGUUUACAAAGUCGUCACCCAAUAUAUGGGACAGUAGUGAGACUUGCAAAACGAUGGGUUUCUUCACAUUUAUUUUCAGCUUGCUUGUUAGAGGAGGCUGUUGAGCUAUUGGUUGCAUAUGUCUUUCUGAAUCCCUUUCCGCUUGGUGUUCCUUGCGCAAGAAUCAGUGGGUUUUUAAGGUUCCUGAGAUUACUCUCACAGUAUGAUUGGACUUAUUCACCAUUGAUUGUUGACAUAAAUAAUGACUUAAGCCCAAGUGAUGAGAAAGAAAUAAAUGUAAGUCGUGUGAUUGAGCACAUCAGUAAAGAUUGAUUGAUUAUGUUGGUCUUCAGUCAAACGUAAUAUCUUCUUGACAACUGUGGAUUUUCAGGAUAACUUUAUGAUAAGGCAUCCGAGUCUUGGACUGGAGUAUCACCAAGUGUUCUGGAACUUAAAAGGUUAGUUGCAUAUGCCAGAAGCAGUGCAAAUUUGUUGACAAAACUCACUUUUCAGGAGGAGGUUGGUCCAUAUAGAUGGGAGUGCCUUUUUCGAACUCCUUUAAACAAUUAUGAUGCCAUAAUUCUUCUCCACAAGGACAAACUCCCAUAUCCCCAAAGACUUCUCUUUCCAUCUGAAGCUGAUAAUGGAAAACUCAUUGCUAGAGGGCAUGCUAGCAUGUCUUUUCAACCCUUCUUGUUGCCUAAAGAUUUGAAGGGUAAACCAGCAGCACUUAAAAAUAAGUUGCUUAUAGACUUUGAUCCAUCAAGGUUCUUUGUCAGAGAUUUAGAGGCAAAGUUCUCCAACACAUUCAAGGUAUGGCAUGAUUCUCUGGGAGGUGAUGUAAUUGGCCUAACGUGGGUAGAAUCUUACUCUUCAAAGAAGCGGAAGCAAGAGACAGACGUGAAUGAAGCACACAACCCACCCAAGGUUUUAAAAGCAGUGGGUCAAGUUGGGAAAGGGUUUGUGAGGAGCAUAUGCUUUCUAAAGCCUCCAAAGCUCACAAACUAAUCCUUAUUCCAUUUUUGUUUUCCCUCCAGUUGUCAAUAUGAUUACGAGAUAAUUUUCGAGGUCAUUAAUAUGAUCAAUUAUAAAAUUAUCACUAAUUAUUGUGGAGGAAGUGGUUGAAUAUAGUACCGGUUGUUUGCAGCACAAGAAUACAAUUUUGGUAGGUAGAAGAGUUGGUGCAGAUUGGUGUGUAUAAUAUUUAUAUUUGUCACUAUAACCACAAGUCCUCCACAGCUCGGCAGCUCAACAAGUAUGAAGAGCUUAUGUUUUCCAUUAGUGUAAUCUGAUUGGCAUAUUAAUGUAUGCUUUUUGGGAAAUUUUAUUUAUUUAUAUUCUUUUCACGGUCCUUUGAAAAGAAGGCUGGAAAAUGUAAUGCUAUAUCUGAAUAUUAGCGCAACCGUUAUUUAGAUUCAAUACAGAAGUCCUAAUAUUGCCCAAUUAAA
Molecule: messenger RNA, 3810 nt
Organism: Arachis duranensis
Lineage: Eukaryota; Viridiplantae; Streptophyta; Magnoliopsida; Fabales; Fabaceae
Exons: 25
Biological process (GO): rRNA processing; tRNA export from nucleus
Cellular component (GO): small-subunit processome; CURI complex; UTP-C complex
Source: RefSeq, a predicted model, not a curated record